Molecule: messenger RNA, 1665 nt
Organism: Saccharomyces kudriavzevii IFO 1802
Lineage: Eukaryota; Fungi; Ascomycota; Saccharomycetes; Saccharomycetales; Saccharomycetaceae
Gene: UTP7
Product: Utp7p
Exons: 1
Coding region: 1-1665 (554 amino acids)
Biological process (GO): maturation of SSU-rRNA from tricistronic rRNA transcript (SSU-rRNA, 5.8S rRNA, LSU-rRNA)
Cellular component (GO): 90S preribosome; nucleolus; small-subunit processome
Molecular function (GO): protein binding
Source: RefSeq, a predicted model, not a curated record
AUGGCUCAUAAGAAAGCCGGUCGUAGAAAUCACACGAAAGAAAGAGAAAACCAAGAGAAAUUUGAACGUUCAGUAACUACCAAUAAUACUGAUAAUAACCGUAAUCAAACCAAGGAUAAAAAACUGAGAGCUGGCUUGAAAAAAAUAGAUGAGCAAUAUAAAAAGGCAGUAUCUUCUGCCGCGGCUACAGAUUACCUUCUCCCUGAGUCCAAUGGUUAUUUGGAACCAGAAAAUGAACUUGAAAAGACUUUCAAAGUACAACAGUCGGAAAUCAAAUCGAGCGUAGACAUUACCACAGCGAACAAAGCUUUAGACCUAUCGUUGAAGGAAUUCGGUCCCUAUCAUAUGAACUAUGCCAAAAACGGUACACAUCUUCUGAUCACUGGCCGAAAAGGUCAUGUGGCUUCUAUGGAUUGGAGAAAAGGUCAACUUCGUACUGAGCUGUUUUUGAAUGAAACCUGUCACUCAGCGACGUACUUGCAGAAUGAACAAUAUUUUGCUGUGGCACAAAAGAAGUAUACUUUCAUUUAUGACUACGAAGGUACAGAACUACAUCGUUUGAAACAGCAUAUCGAGGCAAGACAUUUAGAAUUCUUACCAUAUCAUUUUCUACUAGCGUCCGCGGGUGAGACAGGUUGGUUAAAAUACCAUGAUGUUUCCACAGGUCAACUGAUCUCAGAAUUAAGAACCAAAGCUGGUCCCACCACAGCAAUGACACAAAAUCCGUGGAAUGCUGUAAUGCAUUUAGGUCAUUCUAACGGUACAGUAUCACUGUGGUCGCCUUCCAUGCCCGACCCAUUAGUAAAAUUACUCUCUGCUAGGGGCCCAGUGAAAAGCAUUGCCAUCGAUAGAAGUGGUUAUUACAUGGUCACCACAGGUGCUGAUAAAUCGAUGAAAAUUUGGGAUAUUAGAAACUUCAAACAACUGCAUUCUAUCGAAAACUUACCAACACCAGGCACAAAUGUUUCUAUUUCGGAUACUGGUCUACUAGCAUUGUCCAGGGGACCGCAUGUUACUUUAUGGAAAGAUGCGUUGAAACUGAGUAGAGAUAGUAAACCGUGCUUUGGUUCCAUGGGAGGGAACCCUCAUAGGAACACUCCUUACAUGUCACAUCUGUUUGCUGGUAAUAAAGUAGAAAAUAUGCGAUUCGUACCAUUUGAAGAUUUAUUGGGUGUCGGUCACCAAACAGGUGUUACCAAUUUAAUUGUGCCAGGUGCAGGUGAAGCUAAUUACGAUGCUUUAGAAUUAAAUCCAUUCGAAACUAAGAAACAAAGACAAGAACAAGAGGUCAGAACCUUAUUAAACAAGCUACCAGCGGAUACUAUUACUUUGGAUCCAAAUUCCAUAGGUUCUGUGGAUAAAAGAUCAUCCACCAUAAGGUUAAAUGCUAAGGAUUUGGCGCAAGUGACAGUGGACGCCAGUAACAAGUCCAAAAACAAUAGUGAUAUUCCCGAUGUAAAACCUGAUGUGAAGGGUAAGAAUUCCGGUCUGCGUUCCUUCAUGCGUAAAAAGACUCAAAAUGUUAUUGAUGAGAGGAAAUUGAGAGUACAGAAACAAUUGCAUAAAGAGAAAAACAUUCGCAAAAGAAAUCAACAGAUCAAAGAGGGUGUGAUCUCGGAAGAUCAUAAAGAUGUCGUCGAAGAAGCAUUAAGCAGAUUUGCUUAG